AUGAUCGUCAACCGCUCUCUCCUACUAUACUGGAUCCUCGGCUGUCAUCUUAUGGCCCCGAGUAUUGCUGGCAACCACUACCAAGAUGGAAGUAACCUUAAGUAUGCGGUCCCCGAUCAUAAACGCGUUUCUAUCAUUAAGAUAGAGAGCGAUGGCAUAUCCUGUCCCUCGGGCUUCAAGAGUGCCUCACGCCAGAACAUUCCUGGAGUCGGUCUGACUUGCCUGCAAAUAGAUCGCAACAUGGCUGGUAAUUCACCAGUGCGAGAAAACAAAGCCACUUGCUGCACCAAAGACUACCAGGAUGUCUUCCUUGUCUCCAUAGCAGGGCACGACACUCCACGCCCCCGCGCGCUGUACACCCUCGAUGCAAAGACUUGCUGCCCCAGCAACCAGGUUCAAGCAGAGACUGGCGUUCAGCAGUGCAAGUACGAGGGCAAGUCCCUCAAAGUCCAAUAUGGCGAGUUGACUCAUUGUUGCUGGGACACUGCGCGAAAAGACUUCCAUGCUCAUCUCAAAGACUAUUCGGUCGGAAUUCGUGUUCCCUUGAAUAAUGACACAACGCUGCCGUUAGACAAUCCUGUUUGUAAGUCUGUCUACAUCAAGGCAGGGAUUGCCACCGCUCGCGCGUCAAAUGUCCAGAUCGAUGUGUUUGCAGAGCUUAGAUGCGGUACUUUCGGGAACAAAAGUUAUAAACAGACGUUGACCAUCAACUUUAACCGCAACCAACGCAAGGCUGGAACCUUCACUUUCGGCUUUAGCGUGGGAAAUGCCGUGGUGGAUAUCAGUUCCCAGCUGGCUGAGACUGGUCCUAGCAGUGGUCAUUACGACAUCAAGCUCCAUGGAGAUGUGUUUGGCACUGCAAUUCUCGGAUCGGUACACGUGCCGUUUGACCACGCUAUUUCUCAUAAUGAAUAUUUGGACUCGUAUAUUGGUGUAAAUGGUGUUUGCUGA
Molecule: messenger RNA, 951 nt
Organism: Aspergillus fumigatus Af293
Lineage: Eukaryota; Fungi; Ascomycota; Eurotiomycetes; Eurotiales; Aspergillaceae
Exons: 1
Coding region: 1-951 (316 amino acids)
Source: RefSeq, a predicted model, not a curated record